Trematosphaeria pertusa is the source of this 1398-nucleotide messenger RNA. RefSeq lists its product as uncharacterized. The record is from RefSeq and is a predicted model, not a curated record. The transcript has 3 exons. Bases 1 to 1398 code for a protein of 465 amino acids. Lineage: Eukaryota; Fungi; Ascomycota; Dothideomycetes; Pleosporales; Trematosphaeriaceae.
AUGACGAACAGUACUCUUAUUCCUAUCAUACCUACGGAGGCCUCUGGAAGCGAGAUUCUGCCCCCAACUUCGAACGAUGUGCUUCCUACUACGCCUAUCUCCAGUUCCACCGCUGCGCCCUUCGAUUCGACCUCCACGCAUUCUUCAUUUCCAAGCGCCAGUUUCGGGCCAACCUCAAGCCUGCCAAUCACUCCCACGUCCGACUCAACCAAUACAACGUUCCCGCCGCUGCCACCAGUCGUGCCUACUGAAACAUCUACAGUCCGUUCCGACUCUUCGUCCAGUGGCGUCACCUCAUCGGCUACGCGUCCUUCUAGCAUACCUGUAGAUCUAUCUAGCUCGUUCUUGACUUCCUCGGAGCUACCUAACCCCGCUACUUCGUCUUCAAUAGCAUCCGAAACCCAGACUACUAAUACCCUGCAUACACACUCCUCUGAGGUGUCUAGCUCGGCAAUUUCGACAGACUCCGAAUUUCCUACCUCCCCGGCACUUUCCACGUCGCAAAUUCCGCGACCGACCCCUACACAAUCGUCUGUCCAGCCUUCCUCAGAUGUGAAACCCAGCUCCACAACCUCAUCUGCGGCGGCCACCUCUGACCCAGUGGUACCGCCAGUGACAUGGGAUGACCUUGAUUCGGCUUCAUCGUCCAUCUCAGAUGCGGUAAAGAAUGUCAAAGCGGCCGCCGCGUCAGGCGAUAUGGAUGCAGCCGCAGAAGCUCUGGAUUCAUUGAAGAAAAAACUUGAUUCUCUCGGAUCAGAUCUCGCCUCGGCCGGCUCGGACAUCCCAAAUUCGGUCAAAGACUCGCUCAAUUCCUCCAUCGAAGGUGCCAAAGGACUUAUUAGCACUAUUGGUGGUCUUUUUGGAUCCGGCUCAUCAUCAGAAGCCUCUAAAUAUAUUGAAGAGUUGGAGGGCGUGUCGAAUAAGAUGUCAUCUACAGUGAAGGACUCACCGGACCGACCCAAACCGACCUCUGCGCCCGUUACGACAGAGCCCGCCGAGCCCACAUCGUCUCUCGUCCACAUCCUCCCUUUCUCCCUCGAGCAGCGGCGCUUCAUCAGAGAAGUCAUCCACAAUCUCUGGCACGAUUCCGUCCUCACCCACGGGAACGUUACCGACGAGCCAGGUUUCUUCGACAGGGCUUACCACAUCUACCAUUUCUGUCAAAACAAGCUCGAGGCUCUCAGCAACUUCGUCCGGUCAUUCCUCUUCCACUUCAGCUUCCGUAACCAACACUCAGACACAUGGCACCAGCCUAACAGAUUUCUCCGUGUCAACAAGCCACUCCUCGCCAUCACCAACCUCCACAAGUUCAUCGCCGAUUUCAUCAGAUUCUACUACUUCAUUCGUGACAUCUACCCGCACAACCGAUUCGACCGCGAGCACAUCGUCGACAUCUAA